Messenger RNA from Lichtheimia ornata, 1632 nucleotides. RefSeq lists its product as uncharacterized. Gene Ontology annotation, biological process: activation of GTPase activity. The record is from RefSeq and is a predicted model, not a curated record. The transcript is spliced from 11 exons. Lineage: Eukaryota; Fungi; Mucoromycota; Mucoromycetes; Mucorales; Lichtheimiaceae. Gene Ontology annotation, molecular function: GTPase activator activity. The coding region runs from base 1 to 1632 and encodes 543 amino acids. Gene Ontology annotation, cellular component: Golgi apparatus.
AUGGCAGAACGUGGUGCGGGAUGGUGCCACAUAGCUUUCACGCUUUGUCAAAUACCGGCGAUGCAAGAAUAUGCUGCUCCACAAAGGUCGUUUUGGCGACGACAUGGUUUGCGAUUCCCUGGACGGGUCAAGAUAGUGUCGAGAAGGACGCAGGAGGAUACACGAUCACAUGGUGCUGGAAGCAACGCUGCCCGUUUUCAAUAUACCACCCUCGUUAUUCAGGAAACACGACAUCGUGAAGCAGUUACCUCACCACCAGAAUACGCAUCGUCACCAACAAAGUCAUCGUCUCCUUCAAAAUCCAGUUCCAAAGUGUUACAGAACAUGCCAUCACCACCUUCACAAAAGCAGCGAUCAUCAUCAUCACCGCACAAGUCUUUUGAUGCAUUCCUCAAAGAUACCAACGACGAGUGGAGUGAUGAAUUAGGAUAUGACAUGGUGGAUAAAGCAAAGCCUCUCUCAACAUCACCGACUUCAUCGAAAGCGAUGGAUCACCUGCAACAACAACAACAACAACACCACCAACAGGAAAAGCAACCACAGGAUCCCAAUGAUUCUUUAUCAACCGACACGUCUAAUGUGAGCAAGCCAAACAUUGAAACGCUGCUUCAAGAUCCCACGCAUCUUGUUUAUUGCACUGAUCCUGAAAGAACAAAGGACCCUGCCAAGACAAAGAAGUUUAAGGAUAUUCUUGCGGAGCCUAAUGUGGAUCUAGCUGCCUUGAAGAAAGUGAGUUGGAGUGGUAUACCCAAAGAGCUACGACCUGUGGCAUGGCAACUUUUACUUGGAUAUCUUCCUUGCAACAUGGCACGGCGGGCAGAGACACUUGCGAGAAAAAGGAAAGAAUACGUGGAUAGCGUGACAGCAUCUUACGCAAAAGGAGUGGCUGGCUUGGAUCAAACACUAUGGCAUCAGAUCCAUAUUGAUAUCCCGAGAACCAAUCCUGGGGUACCGCUAUACCAAUAUGAGGCCACACAACUGUGUCUUGAACGCAUCUUGUACCAAUGGGCAAUACGACAUCCAGCCAGUGGCUAUGUACAAGGAAUCAAUGAUUUGGUGACACCCAUAUUCGAAGUCUUCUUGUCAGCUUAUAUUGAUGAAAACCCUGAAGGAUACAACGUGAGCAAGCUGGAUCCAGAAGUGCUCAAUGUGAUCGAGGCGGAUAGUUUUUGGUGUUUGUCCAAGCUGCUUGAUGGUAUCCAAGACAAUUACACGUUUGCACAGCCUGGUAUCCAGCGACAGGUGGCCAUCCUCAAGGACCUUGCUACACGAAUUGAUUCACGAUUGACCACGCACCUGCAAGAUGAGGGUGUGGAGUUUAUUCAGUUUGCAUUUAGGUGGAUGAAUUGCUUGUUGAUGCGUGAAUUGCCACUAAGGUGUACGGUGCGGAUGUGGGACACUUACCUUGCCGAGGGGUCCUCCGAAGGAUUUUCAGAAUUCCAUGUAUAUGUUUGUGCAGCUUUCUUAGUCAAGUGGUCAUCGCAGCUGCGUAGCCAGGAUUUCCAGGGUAUCAUGCUCUUUCUUCAACAACUACCCACUCAAAAUUGGCAAGCCAAGGAUGUUGAAUUGCUUUUAUCGGAAGCUUACAUGUGGAAAACUUUAUUUCACAAUGCUCCCAGCCACCUCAAGUAG